CACGCUGCUUCUUGCACCGCCCUACUUUAGUUCAUAAGAUGGAGAUGAAGGAGGUUCGGGCAGCACCGCCAUCAGACUAUCAGGAACUGCAAUUUAACAGGGACCAACACACUGUUGUGACCAUCGGCAACCCUGUGGAGGAUCCCAGAGACUAUGUGGUAUGGUCCAUCUGCAACCUCUGCCACGGAAACCCCUUAUGCUUCGGACUGGUGGCGUUGAUCUUCUCAAUCAAGGCAAGAGACAUGAAGGUGAUCGGAGACCUGCAGAGAGCCAGGGGAUACAGCAAGUGGGCCCUGCGCUUCAACGGGGCUGCGCUGAUAAUUUUUUCUUUGAUUAUCCUUGGUUAUGUAAUUUUUUUGAGCAUUUGCCUAUUUUCUCGUUGUUAGGGACAUGUCCCUACCAUUGUCAAAAAAACAGUAAAUUGCCCGUAUAACAAAAAUCAUAAUGAUGCUGAAUUGAAUUAAAUUACCAAGUAAUGCGCUUUGUAACCAUCAGCACAGCAAAAUUAUUAUUUGUUGUUACUUUGCGCCACCUUUCAGAAAUUUGUGGAUUUGAAAAUAGUUUCAGCAGCCGCCCCAGCGAGCUCUCCAAGUUAAUGAUGCAUAAUGUCCGUAAAAUAACCCAUGGGUACACCAAGGCACUUAAUUUGAAUUAGGGUAGUAUCUUUGCCUGAAUGUACUGAAUGUUACUACACUUUGCAUUAAAGCUUCAGCUGAAAUAAAUGUUUUACAAUGUAACAUUA
Molecule: messenger RNA, 742 nt
Organism: Gadus morhua (Atlantic cod)
Lineage: Eukaryota; Metazoa; Chordata; Actinopteri; Gadiformes; Gadidae
Product: dispanin subfamily A member 2b-like
Exons: 3
Coding region: 39-386 (115 amino acids)
Cellular component (GO): plasma membrane
Source: RefSeq, a predicted model, not a curated record